UGAUAAUGGCGUUUGUGUGUGAUGGUUCUAGUUAGGCCCGGCCAGCGUGUUUCUUCACAAAUGUGGCUUUCUAUUGUGCAAACGACGGUUAGAUAUGGAUGUACCCUUGGAACGUAUUUACCUAUUUGAUCGCUAUUUAUGUGUGUUUUUCAGUGAGUUUAUCGAGAUGUGCUGAUCAGUUUUAGUGUGAUUAUUAUCCUCGGGUCCACUAUUCACCAACAACAACAACAAAAAGUCAUUCGUUUUCCUGUUGGAUUAUUGUAUUUUUAAAAAACCAUAUUUGUUCAGCUUGCCAAACAAAGCAUGGAGGCUGCUACGAGUGUGGAAAAAGACUGCGGUGCUUUGGGACAGCUUUUCCAGGCGAUAAUCAACGACAUGAGAGGUGGAACACCAGUAUGGGAAGAUUUUACUUACAAGGCCACAAAACUGCAUUCCUCAUUAAAGACAACUCUAAUUGCUAUUAGUGCAUUCCUUGAUGCAUUUCAGAAGAUUGCUGACUUAGCAACUGGAUCUAGAGGUGCCACGAAAGAGAUAGGCUCAGCUUUAACCAGGCUGUGUAUGAGACAUCGGAAUAUAGAAUCCAAGCUCAAAACAGUUACCAAUUCCAUAUUAGACAGUUUAGUAGUACCAAUACAGGAGAAGUUAGAAGACUGGAAAAAAGUGGUUGCUCAGUUAGACAAAGACCAUGCUAAAGAAUAUCGGCGAGCACGCCAGGAAAUAAAGAAAGCAGCAUCAGAUACUAUGAAGCUACAGAAGAAAGUUAAAAAAGGGAAGGGUGAGAUGCAGUCUCGGUUGGAGAACGCGAUGCAUGAUGUGAACGACAAAUACCUGUUGAUGGAGGAGUGUGAGAAGAACUUUGUGAGGACCGCCCUCAUUGAGGAGCGAAGCCGGUUCUGUGUCUUCAUUGGUGCUACCAAACCCUUUGUUAAUAGUGAGAUCGCGUUGCUGAGCGAGGUGACACAUCUCCAGGAGACGAUGGACAGUCUGUGCCAGCAGACGGCUGACCCGCUCACGCUACCCACCGCCAGUGAGCAGGUCAUCCUCGACGUGAAGGGCGUUGACUACAACAUCGCCAACUUUCAGAAGAAUUCGCCACCAAGCUCUCCAAGCUCGCUGGGUUCUCGUAAAUCAAGCAUGUGCAGUAUAAACAGCAUCACGAGUUCUUCAAGUGGUUCCAUCAAGUCCCACUCGCCGAGUCACCAGAAUGCGCACAUCAAAUCUAUGACACAGCAGCCCAUGGCGGGAACGCUGCGUCUCAACAGUGUUUCAUCACAGGACUCCGGAUUCACCUCACAGGACACGCUGUUUCUAAGGCCAGCAACCCCCCAAUCCCUUAACAUACUCAAGAACUUCACAGAAAAGGAUAUAUCAAACUCGAGCACCACGGACCCCGAUUCCACCCCGACCACGCCUUCGGAACAUUACCCCGCCAGCCAGUCGGCCAGCUCCACCUGGAACAACUGGCCCAACCAGCCGACCAAUGUGUCCAAAUCGGACGACUUCCGACCACACACCAUCUCGACCGCGUACGAGCGGUCCCACCACAGUCGACCCGCCCUGAACGCCGAGCUCUUCGAACCCCCACCCCCGGGGAUGCUCCAGAAACCGAGCGACGAUGUGAUAGCCGAGUUGAGGUCAAAUGCUCACGGCAGACUGAGUCGACCACACAGUGCGUCGAGUACAGCCCCGUAUGCACGACCGUCGGCGACGAUUAACAAGAUGCAACCCGUUCUUCCGCCCCUCGGACCAAAACCGAAGUCGAAGGCGGUGCCCCCACCAAUGGUGCCCUGCAUAGAGGAGCAACCAAUAUACGCUAAUGCAUCGGAACUGAUGAAACCUGGAGAAAACAACACAGAAAAUGCUGCGGGCUCCCCAGACAGUGAUACUUCGGCCACGACGACCCCCACACCGUCCAACAAUGGCCACUCACAGAAGAUGCAGCAGAAUUCCCUGGAGCUGGCAGAGGCUAUUCGCGAGCUGGAGGCGAGCACAGCCGCAUUGGAGAGCACGUAUGACGAGUCGAGCUACACGAGUCAUACAAGUCACAGCUCGCUGCAGUGCUCCAGCGGCUACGGAACCAUGAACAGCACACCGUCCGGCUCAGAGGACACCAUCGCGUCCGGAGAUUUCAGUGUCGCUUGUUCCGAGCAUGAUCAAGAGAAAUAUUACACGAUUCCACGAAGUCGAGACGUGUAUGCGGCAUAUCACGCGUUCUUACAGCCAAAAUGCCCUGCAUCGACCGCUGGAAUUCCUGUCUCACAAUCGGGCAAUGGUGUUUCACAGCGGAGCUCAGUUGGCGCCCCCAAACCACCCCCUCCAGUGAGAAGAACUUCGUCCAUGUCAACCGGUCCAGGACCGGCCCUAUCCAUAGUUAAAAAACUGCAGGCGACGGCGCCGAAACAAGGGCCGGUGAUUCAGCAUCGUCGUAGCCAUUCAACCAGCAGCAGCAGUCACGGUAACGAGGGACCGUACGCCGAGCUGCAGCUGAUACAGGAGAGUAUACACGCCAAGCAGCAGCAAGACUCUGGCGCACCUGGCCAACAGAAACAUUUGGCCAACAAGCCACAUUUAACCAAUCAAAAUCUAGGAAAUCAACAUUCGGCCAAUUGGCAUCAUCAUCUUCAUCAGUCUAGUGCCUCUGUGCAACAGCAACAGCAACAGCAACAGCACCAACAACAACAACAACAACAGCAGCAGCAGCAGCAACAACAGCAUCAUCAUCCAAUUAUACCUCAGUCGCCGGUGGGAGGAGGGGUCACGUACGCCAUUCCAAACGUGGCUGUAGGCAGUGGCGUUGUCGUGGAAACGGCGAGCUCGGAGGAGCACGCCAGCGUCAUCCAGAGCCUGAACGCCAAGUUCUCGGAGCUGACGCAGCGACACGCGGAUGACGAGGUCGACUUCCCACUGCCCCCGACCGAGGACGAGCUGAAGGAGAUCGAGAAACUGUACAGCAAGCCGCCCCCCGUCCACCCCAAACCCCCCGACUCGGCCGUCAUUAUGCAGUUGAAGAGACGAGUCGCGUCGGACACGUGCAGUUCAGACGUUUGAGUUUCGGGGGAGGGCGUGCUUAUAUAAUGGUUUAGAGGCUAGACUCCAUCUCUAAUGAUGUCACGUGCAUACAUGUACAGAUUGAAUGGCAGUAGAGUUUAGACUUAAUCUCUAAUGAUGUCACAUGCAUACAAUUUGUAUGGGGUUGCCAUGGCUGUAGAGUCUAGACUUAUGUCUAAUGACGUCAUAUGCAUACAAUUUGUACGGUGUUGCCAUGGCAUUACGAGUCUCAGACUCUCUUAGAGUCUUUGAGUCUAGAAUCUAAGCAUUUAUAAGCACCAAGCUUGAUGUUUUUUCUCUCUGUGUGUGCGUGUGUGUUUUCUGUCACUUCAACCUGUGAGGAAUUAUUCUGCAUGCAAAGUUUUAUAAUUUCUUGUUAAAGAAAGAUAAAAACGGCUACGUUUUUUGUGUUAUAAUAAAGAAAUAACAUGAUGGGGUAUAUCUUUUUGUGUUAUUGUGCAAGAAACGUGAAAUGCUGCUUGAUAAAACGGCAAAACAUUUUUUUAUUUUUUUUUUUGCAAGGAACAUAAAAUGCUGCUUUAUUUGAUAAACAGCAAAACAUUUUUUGUGUUGUACAAGAAACAUGAAAUGGUUCUUUAUUCGAUAAACAGCGAAACAAUUUUUGUGUUAUUCUGCAAGGAACACGAAAUGCUGUUUUAUUGUAUAAAUGGCGUGGGGGAAAAAAAAAAGGUGUUAUGCCUCGAUAUAAAUGAAGUGUGUACAACUCAUAAUAGGAUGGAAAAAGUGAACUAAUCAUGACGCAAGAAAACAUUCUGUUGUAUAAUGUAAUACUGAAUAUGACUAUUAUAAAAUGAUCAGGAUGCAAUAACAAAGUUAUUUUUAGACUGAGAAAACUUUAGUUUGAAUAUGUUUUUCAUUGUAUAAUCAUCAUGUAAUUUGUCAUUUAAAGAAACGCAUUGUUAAUAGAACUGUCCCGAGUUGCCUACUAAGCGAGACUUUUUAACGACUAAUUACAUAUUAAAUAUAUUUUUCUAAAUAAAAUAUUAGUGGCUGUAUAUUAUAUGUGUUUCUGAUCAUCCAAGUGUUUGUUCCAGGUCAAACUUAAUUUUAUUUCCUAAUACAAAAAAUUUCAUACAUAUGCAAUUAUCUGGAGAACAAAUCCAGUUUGGGCUACUUACAGAUAUUAAGACGAUUAGGAACCCAUUAAAUAUAAUAUACAGACACAGGGCUCGAAUUUAAGAAUUUGUCUUCCACGGCAAUGUUUAAAAGAAUCAUAGGUAGGCUCGAAAUUGCCGUUGGUGGACUGUUUUGAGCCUGCUUAUGGCAAUUUUUUUUAAAGUGACAUUUGCAGCAACUAAACCUGACCGAAAGGCUAUCUUGUUAUAUGUAGACAUCUUUUAAAUGUGCAAAUGUUAAAUAUUGGCAGAUAAUGUACACCAGGUGUAUACAUUUCACCAUUGUUGAGGAGCUUUACCUACAGCAAUUUAUAUCUCAAUGAUGGCAGUUGCCGUCGGUGCCACUGUUAAGUUCGAGCCCAGCAGAGACUGAUAUUCUAAGCAAGAAACUAUAUUCAGUGUGUAAUUUUAGUCGUUAAAAAAAUACUUAUAUUGGUCAGAAAUAUUUUACAAUGCAGCAAACAGAUUAAUUCCUUCAAAAGAUUUUUGUCUUUUUUGUCCAAUUGGUCAUGGUUUUGUUAAUCAAAAAAAAGUUUUUCCCAAUAAACAGUAAAUGCAUUGUACCUUUCUAAUGAUCCAAAAUGUCCACAUUAAAAUGAUUAAAUUUUAUUUUAUUUUUCAAAACGCAUAAAUCAUGUACGUUCAUUGAUUGCUUCUGAAAAUUCAAAACUGUGGAAAUAGAAUACCUCCUUGUAGUCGGUUUAUCCUCUAUUGUAAUAUUAAUUUUUAACAUCACUUAUGUAGAGCAGAGUGUUAACCAAGAUUUUCUCUUUACGUUUACUUAUUUUCACUAGCCCCAUUUUAUCAGUCAUUGGCUAAAAUCCUGUUGUGUUUUAUGUUUGCAAAGCGUACCUUAUACUGUAUAGUACAAGAUUUGGUAGCGAAGAAACUUAGUUAGACAUACCCUUAGAUAGCAUAAGAAAAGCCAUUCUCGUGUUUAAUAUAUCACCAUUCCUAUUUUUCAUUACCGUAGCAUCUAUUAAAAAAAAACGUAUUUUUUUAAACAAUGCUAAACCAUUUAUGAUGGGUAAUACCUGUAAUUUCUUCAGAAUUCUUGUUUAAACACCGAUAUUUAAUUUAUUUAAAUUUCGCAUGAAGGUGCAAAUGUGAUUCGACUGAACCGAUGAAAUGUAGAGAUUGUGAGUUUGGAGGGUGUGUGAAACAUUUGUAGCAUAUUAAAGGUGCAGUUAUUAAUAGGACUACACAGGACUUCUACAAUGGUUACAAAAGCCACUAGCCAUGGGAUCAGUGAUUUAAAAACAUUUACUAGCCACAAUUUAAAAUUCACUAGCCCUACUUUACUUUAAGUUAAUACAAUUUUACUAAAUAAUAAUAAUCAGAUAUGUCACCUAAAGAGGGUGAUAGAUCUUAAAAACGGUAUUUAUAUUUACGAAAUAGGCAAUAACUGCAACAUUUGAUCUCUGUUUUUUUCUUAUCACUAGCCGUCGGGCAUGGCAAUAGUAAUUAUUUACUAGCCCAGCUUUGAAUAUCACUAGCCAUAGGAGUGGGAAUACCAUAAUCUAGGACCCCUGCCUACAAAUUAAUCAAUCCCAUGCAUAAAAUUUGCAUAAAUUACUUAAGAAUAUCAAAAUUAUAACGUGCUUGUAAACCGAAUCACAUUCAGUGUUGCUAGAUUCUUGUUUUAUCUUAUCAUGUAACAAAUCUUUUUUCAAUCUGCGAAUCCACAAAAUCUGGCAAAUUGGCUGUCGGCAGGCAGCUAGAUCGGGCUAUCAGAGGUAGAUGAGUUGCACAGAUUGUGAACUUUCAGUUCAGUAACAUCUGCUUGACAUAAUUUUAAGAGUGUUUCCCCGGGCCCUGUUCCACGAUCACCGUAACUGCACAGCUAACAUAUGCACUUAAGGUGAUCUUAGCGCUAAGAUCGCUUUGUGGAACGGGGCCCAGAACUGUACGUUCCCAAUUCUGUUAGCUGUCCUCUUAAAGACCCUGUAAUUUAUAAAGCUUUUAAAUUUUUUUAUUACAAAAUUAAAUUAUAAUAAAUGGUUAAAAAGUUUAAUGGCCAUAUAUGUGUGGUUCAAGGUAUAAUGUUUACAUUUCAGAGUAAAAGUUAACAAUAAUUCAACUUAGAAACUGCACCUUUAAGAUCUAGGUGUUACGGUUAAUCCUAAAACAUGAUCUUUAUAGAAGUGAAUCCUAAAGGAAGACAGUUUUGAAAAUAAAAAACAAAACAAAUUCCAGACAAAUUAUGAAAGAAAAUAUUUGGAAUAUUAAAUAUUUUAUUGGCAAAAAAAAAAAAAAAUAUUGACAUUUAUUACAUCAGGGUUUUCAUGUUUUGCUUUUGUUUCUUUCUUUUUUUCCUUCGGUUUUUUUCCUCUCCAUUUUCAAAGAAUAUAAUUCAGUUUAAAAUGAUAGUGUAUUGAUGUGCUAACCUUACUACCAUAUUCUGUAAUGCAAUGCAGGCAUCUAUAUAUUUAAAAUUCCAGGAACUAAGAAAAAGUACCUUGUAUGAGUAUGUUCAACUUGUAGGUUUUUGCAUCCAUUAGAAGCUGAUUUAUGGUCAGAAGUGAUAAAAGAACCUUCAAGCUAUAACGGUGGUGUGCAGUGAUUAUAACUGGAGGGAAGAAAGUAUCUGUACUUAAUGGCUGUGUGUGUAAUUUGUGACUGAAUGAUGAAUACAUGCUUUGUGAUGAUGAAAUAAUAAUGUACAUUUGUAUGACGGAACAGUGAUUCAAGGCAGUUCUGUACAGUUUGUCUAGACCACUAUCAAAGUAAUUAAUUACGUAGUGCUGCAGUAAUCGUAUAACAACUUUGAACAAUGAUAUCAUUAUCUCACACUAAACCAUAUGAGAUUGUUUUAUUUUGUCUGUAACUGUAAUAAUUAUGUUUUCGUUUCAGUCACCAAUCUUGCAUGUAAUUUCUUAAAUCAUUAUUAGUAUAUAUAUAUAUAAACUGAUGGACAUUUCAUCAGUGUAUAGGGCCCAUGCUUUUAAAACCUUUUAGAGUCUUGACUCAAAUCUUUAUGGACAUCACAAGCAUACAAUUUGUAUGAUGGUCUUGACUCAAAUCUUUCUGGACAUCACAAGCAUACAAUUUGUAUGAUGGUCUUGACUCAAAUCUUUAUUGACAUCACAAGCAUACAAUUUGUAUGACUGUCUUGACUCAAAUCUUUAUUGACAUCAGCAAUUUGUAUGAUGGUCUAGACUAAACUAUUUAUUGACACCAGCAAUUUGUAUAAUGGUGCAAUGACAUUGAAAGUAUUGAGAUGUUAUUAAAAGAGUUGAGUUUUGAUUUUAAAACUUUCAUAAGCUCGGGUCCCAGAUGUCAUGUAGUUCACUAUAUGUACAGGACAUUAGCGUGUAUGUACUUGUAAAUAAUUUUAUAUCUGAUGGGAAAGUUGAUUGAUACGCCGAGAGAAAAAAAAUGCAAAAGCCUUCCAGUUGAGACCGAUAUGCUAUGUUAUUUUAAUGUGGCAGUUAUCGCAAGUUUAGCAAGCGGUUUUUCCUAUGUGUAUUAUUUUAAUAUGAACUUUUAUCAGUUAUUACAAGCUAGAAUGCUGUAUUUUGUACAAUGUUUUUGUUUUUGUUUUAUUUUAAUGUGGCAGUUAUACAGAAAGCUAGGAUGCUGUUUUAUAGAGAUGCAGAUAAGUUAAAAGAGACCGUUCUGAGUUUGCUAUUAUUGAUAAGAUGUUGAGAUUUUCAUACAUAUAGAGAAUAACUAGUUAAUGACGUAGGAUCUCGGCUUUAUUCUGUGAAGGUAAGAAUUGGAAAUUUUGCGAGGAUUGGCAAGUGGAAUUUCCCAUUCGACAUGAACAUAAUAAAGCCGAUAAACUACGUCAUAAUCUAGUUAUUAUUUUUAUCCUACAAUCCAUAAAAUUUCAGAGGAAAACCUAUUUGACAUAAGUAAAAUGACGUAGAUGUCAAAUUAGCCAUCUUGUAAUGUAGCUAUGCAUGUGACGUCGCAUGCGUGACGUCAAAAGUGAAAAUCUGCUAGUAUACAUUUAUGACUUUUGCUUUAAUCGGUCAGCAUAAUCGGCCAAUAGAAACAGAGGUUGCAGGUAAAAAGCUGAUCAUUACCUUUUCAUAGGAAUGGGGGGGGGGGGGGGGGGGAAUGUCAGAGGUCAGGUCAAGUAUUCGUGAAAAGUGGGAUGUGAUCUAGCCUGAGGUGCUUUGGUCACAGGAUCGAACCUCCUUGGUGGAACCAUUAAUAAAUCAGUGUGCUCUUAAUGGUGAUGUUAAACAAAACAAGGAAACUUUUCCUCGGUGGACCUGUUCUCCGAUUGUUUUCUUUCCCCCUUCCAAACAGUGCCCCACAACUGGUAUAUGAAAUGUUGUGGUAUGUGCUGUCCUGCGUGGGAUCGUGUAUCUAAAAGAUCCCUUGCUGUUAAAGAAAAAAUGUAGCAGGUUUCCUCUGAAGUCUACGAGUCAAAGUAACCAAAUGUUUUACAUCCGAUAGCCAAUGAUUAAAUAAAUCGGUGUCCUCUGGUGGUUUUGUUAAACCAAACAAACUUAAACUUUCGAGACAAGAAAAUAUAUUUAAUAUGGAUGUAAGUUGUUAUAAAGGCAUUAUUAGUUGGACAUAUUUUAUAAUGCUGGGAAACAAAGAACAGUCUCUUUAACUUAUGCUCACUGGUUAUAUCACGCUAGAAAUGUGUUUUAUUCACCAGGCAUUGUUUAAAUGUGGCAUUGUAGAAAUUAAAAGUGUUUUGCUGUA
Gigantopelta aegis is the source of this 8852-nucleotide messenger RNA. RefSeq names its product protein MTSS 1-like. Gene Ontology annotation, biological process: cell projection assembly; plasma membrane organization. Gene Ontology annotation, molecular function: phospholipid binding; actin binding. Bases 304 to 3048 code for a protein of 914 amino acids. Gene Ontology annotation, cellular component: cytoplasmic side of plasma membrane; actin cytoskeleton. The transcript has 15 exons. NCBI's taxonomy places the organism in Eukaryota, Metazoa, Mollusca, Gastropoda, Neomphalida, Peltospiridae. The record is from RefSeq and is a predicted model, not a curated record.